GGCGGAGCCCAAUCCCACUGCGAUCGCGGAGCUACCAGCGCCCUGCAGGCCCACCCAGCGGGAGAGCCCAGGGGAGUAGCGGCGCCGGGACAUCACGCGCCCUGAGCGUCCUCCAAGGUAGAGCGCACGGUCACCUGAGAUGUAGCUAGCUGACACUGGAUGUCACCAUUGUGCUGUGGAAUGUGGACGCGGAACAGGGAAGCCAGCUUUAUUGUGAUGGAAACACCCUUGAACUUGGUGGCUAAAAGAUAAAGGUUUGAGUUUCAACCCUGUUAAGUUUACUGUGAUCUUCGGCAGAAUUCAUGAUGACGACAGUAGCCAUGACCUCAGAGGCCCCCCCAAGGGGUGAGACAGAAGAUAAUUCUUCCCCGUAUGAGUCCACAUCAGCUCACAUUAUCGAGGAAACCGAAUAUGUGAAAAUGAUCCGAACUACUCUGGAAAAGAUCCGAAAUCAGAUGUUUAGAGAUGAAGUGGGACAUAACAGUACAAAGCACAGACUAGACGCGAAGUGCUGUGGGAACAUUCAGAACGGCUCCGACUCUGAAGUGGACCCCUUGUGUUGCGAUCUGAAUCUGCUCAUGGAAAGAAUGAAAGGCAAAGACCUACAGCUCUUAGAAAUGAACAAAGAGAAUGAAGUGUUGAAAAUCAAGCUGGAAGCCUCCAGAGAAGCCGGGGCAGCGGUCCUGAGAAACGUGGCCCAGAGGCUCUUUGAAAUCUACGAAACGCAGUCUGAAGAAGUGAAAAAGAAGCACGAGGACAGUAAACUCUCUCUCCAGGUUAACAAACUGGAAAAAGAACAGGAAUUGAAACAACAGCUUGAAAGUCUGAACCAAGCUGCAGAAAAACUUGAAGAAAAGCAUAAUCAAAUCACAGCAUUGGAGAACCUUGUUCAGAGGAUGGAAAAGGAAAAGAGCACACUGCUAGAAAGAAAACUGUCUUUGGAAAACAAGCUGAUGCACCUCAAAUCCAGCACUACGCAUGCGAAAAGUUGCCAGGAUCUUCAGAAGGAGAUCUCCCUUCUCCAGGAGCAGAUCUCGCAUCUGCAGUUCGUGAUUCACUCCCAGCACCAGAACCUGCGCAGAGUCAUCCAGGAGAUGGAAGGCUUAAAAAAUAAUUUAAAGGAGCAAGAUAAAAGAAUUGAAAACCUGAAAGAAAAAGUUAAUGUGCUGGAAGCCCAGAAUAAAGAACUAAAAACCAAAGUGGCACUUUGGUCUGAAACUCCUAGGACAAUGGCGUCUAAGGCCGUGGCUACAAGCGACCUGAAGACUGAAGGCAACACCCCCUACUUCAUGUUGGUUAGGCUACGGAAAUGAGCUGGCUGGCUGAAGAUCGAAUGGGAAAGAACACUACGUGGGCCUUAUUUGUUCCUUGAAACACAGUGGAAACUUGCAUGUUCGAAAUGGCUCAAUGCCAGUAUUUCAUGGAAUUCAUUAUACAUCAAUAGCUUUGCAGGAAGAUGACACUCCAGGAAAUCAAACAAAUACAUAUUUGAGGGAAGGAAAUCUUUCUUCAGAACUUAAUAAAUGGGUAAAGAAACCAGGUUCCUUACCCUGAUGGAAGAUGAAUUCUGUUUUUAAGUUUUAAAAACCUGAAUCUUUUUUGCAGGUUUUUGCUGAAGGGAGUGGUUUAAGGUUAUCAGCUUUGACCUUUUCAUAAUGGCUUCCAUUUAUUUAAGUAGAAGGAAGAGUUUUUAUGUGUAUGAAUGGGUGUUGUGUUUCAAAGUUGACUUUUGAAUAAUAAAAAUAUCUUACCAUGAUUUAAGUUCA
Messenger RNA from Phyllostomus hastatus (greater spear-nosed bat), 1766 nucleotides. It is a transcript of the gene CCDC68, whose product is annotated as coiled-coil domain containing 68. Bases 303 to 1313 code for a protein of 336 amino acids. The transcript has 13 exons. Gene Ontology annotation, cellular component: intracellular anatomical structure. Gene Ontology annotation, biological process: intracellular signal transduction. The record is from RefSeq and is a predicted model, not a curated record. Lineage: Eukaryota; Metazoa; Chordata; Mammalia; Chiroptera; Phyllostomidae.